Molecule: messenger RNA, 3885 nt
Organism: Mya arenaria
Lineage: Eukaryota; Metazoa; Mollusca; Bivalvia; Myida; Myidae
Product: fibrous sheath-interacting protein 1-like
Exons: 14
Coding region: 146-2686 (846 amino acids)
Source: RefSeq, a predicted model, not a curated record
UUAAAUUGCUUUUAUUUAUAAUCAAGCGCCUGAAGUGCUCGAAAAAAUAGUACAGUCAAAAAUUCCAAGAUGGAAGAGAAAUGCCAAAACAAAUUGACGAACUGAACAUUUUUGUUGAGUUUAAAGUGUAUAUGGAAUUUUAAAAAUGAUGGAUAAGGGAAGUAAAAAGAAAAAAGAUUUGAUCAAUUUAUCAACAAGCAGUAAGAGAUCAAGCCCAGCCAGCUCUGCCAGUUAUAAUGGGCGUGGAAGCAGCAAAGCAACAAGUGCCAGUCGUCGGUCACUAGAGUCUGUUGAUAAUUCAUUAGACACUGGCAGUGGACAGAAUGCUGGGGAAGUUUUGGCAGCAGUAAGGGGUUAUGAUAUAAGAGCUCAUCUCCAGCAACUUCUGACGUUCUCAGAGGAUGAAAGCAGUAGUGAUGAAUACAGCUUGGAGAGUUAUGGUGACGCCGAUGAUAGAGAUGAUGAGUUGAGAAAACUGGCUCUAGAAGGUCCAGAGGAAGGUCAUGUGCGGACACCUCAACCCACGGGCAGCCAACAUAGCAAUUCCCUGGUGCCCAUUCAUGAAGAUGGUGAAGAACUGGAUAGUGAGGAAGAGAAUGAGCUGAUGAAGGAGAUUCGAGCCGAGAUAGUGAACAAUGUGAGACAGGAGAUGAAGUCAGAGCUAGAGCUCUACCAGCACAAGCUAAGGAAACUAGAACAAGGGGCUUCAGGAGAAAGUACUGGUGAAACAAAUACAGGUGCAGCAGGGAGCUCAGAAUCCAAGGUUCCAACAAGCGACCUUGACCAGCUUGACCCCAAGUUGAAGGCAGCCAUAAUCAAGAUGAGGAAAUUGGAUAAAAUACUUGCUAAGAAGGUGAAGAGGGAGAGGGAGGUGAAACGGGAGAGGAUCUUGUUGGAGAGAAGGCUUCGUAGAGAGAUUGAAGAAAUCCACAAAGAGAAGAAAGAUGAGUACAAGGAGGUCACGAACAAUGAACAAAAGUUUCUGGCCUUGGAGCUGCCUCCUAGACACAAUGAAGGGGUGACUGUGCCAGAUGAAUUCACAGGGGAAGAAGUGUUUGCCACACAGCUGAAUGAGGACGAUUAUCCUGGCCUUGGAGCUAGAAAUAGAUCCAGAAAAGUGCACAGCAGAUCUACAAACAAGACCAACAUGGGCGGAGAAAGUGUGGGGACAGGAAGUGAUGGGGAGGAAGGGUCACGAGGGGAUGCCAGCUCUGUCUCUGGGUCAACGUCGGGGAGUCACAGGGGCAAGAAGAAGAAAAAAGACUUUAUCAAAAGGAACAAGGAGUUAGCAGCAGAUGCCAAUAACCUUAUUGCCAUGACCGACGAGGAGAAAAAACGUCUAGAUGAUCUCCUUACGGAUGUUGAAAAUCUUCCUGACAUUGCUGAAAAUAUGGAACUUGAUGACAGCAAUCCAUUCCAAAUAGCCGUAAAGCCAGGGGACGGCUUUGUACCUGAUGAGGAUGAACUUCGAUCUCUGACAUCGAUCGAUUCUCGAUUAAAAGAACUUCUCCCACCAGAGGACUAUGCGUCGGUCGUGUCGUCGUCUAUGAGUCAUGUUCCACAGACCAAGCUGUUCACGCACACUGGUGUAAAACACGACAUCGACUGGCAGUCGCGAGGUGAGAGGGCGCUGUUCCGGAAUGCGGAACAACGACAGAUGAAUGAGCGACUACAGGAUAUUGAAAUUGAGCUUAGCAAAUUGAAAAAUCCCGAUGACUUGGAGAUUGCAGAAACACCUGUCCUAAAUGAAGACCAACUGCACGAGUUACUGGAGCAGUGUGUGACGUCCCUUUCCCACACAUCAAUGUCACGAUUGACACUCCAGUCAGAGUCAAGGACGUCAUUUGCUGAUACUGAGUCCAUUGUCAGUCACAGCAUGGAUGGUUCUGAGAUCACUGUGGAUAGCACACCUAGGUCACCACGUUCAGCACGCCAAGACUUAUUGGACAACCCUCCCCGUCUUGCACCAGAGGUCCUGCAGAAACUGCUGUCAGAAGCCUACCACCCAUUGUCUAAACAACUGUCCACCCUAAAGGAGGAGGAUAAUGAAGAUGUAACGGAGACCCCAAUUCCCUCAGAAGUGUGGAAACUUAUCUCUAUGGAAACAGUUGAUGAGAGCAAAACUACACAGGAAAGUUUGGAUACGGAUACAGAUACGCUAGUCAGUGUGUCGCAGUCUUUAGCAGAUACGGAAAACAGCUACGACGUUAACAAUAGCGAACAACUUUUUAAUUCCCAGGAAAGAGUAAAUGGUCAGGCAAAAAGUGUAAUAAGUGCUAGGAAUGGCUUUCGUUCCCAGUCAAGAGCAUCGUCAGCUUCAAGUCUUGCUAGCGUUUCUGAUCUUGGAAGAGAGAGUCGAAACGAAAAAGAGCCUUUAAAAUUGCCAGAAAUUGACCCAUCUGGAACUCUAGUUACACAAGGUCAAAGACUAAAUAAUGGCAAAAGAAACGGGAAUGGUAAUUCUAAUUUUUCUGUUAGAACGCCUGUCAGUUUUGUUAGAAACAGCCUAUCAGAUUCCAAGAUUGAGAGCAUUGAUGGGGCUGACUCAAGGCUAGAACUGAUGUCAUUGGACGGUGAAAUUAUGAGUCCCCACCCACCAGUUGAUGACAGACGGAAGGGGAGUGGCAACAAAUCAAGAACAACAACUCCUGCUAGCUCUAGGUCUUACAAUACUAAUAAUACAUGACAUUGAACACAUUGAUCUUUUGGCUGGUUUCUUUUCUGGUUCUUGGUCUUAUAUGUUAAUAAUUUUUCAAGACACUGACUUUUUUCACCUAAACCUUAAGUUAGUUGAAUCUGUUUGUAUCCAAGACAGGUAUUAUAUUUACAAAUACAGGUAUUAUAUUUACGAACAAUUUUAAGUCUUAGUUGUUACUGUUGAGAACAAAGACUAAAAACAGCAAAUCUUCAUUUCAUUGUUAGUUUUAUUCUAGCAGCAAAAUGAUGGUGAAGUUUGUAGAAUUAUGUUACUUUUUAACAGAUUUACUUUCGUUUCAAUAUAUCUUGUAAAGCAAACAGAAUGAAAAUGAUUUAUUUGUCGUUAAAAUAAAUGUUUUCUGAGUCUUAGUCUAUAUUCAGACUGGAGACUGUUCGUAAUCAUAGGCCCUGGUUCCAAACCAAACCCAUGAUUCAAUUUUUCAUCUGAAUUAUUAAGACACAAGCAAGUAAAGAAACUGGCCAUUAGAGAAUUCACUUUAUUUAAUGAUGAUGCUGGUGUCAUUUGAGCUAGAUAAGCUUUAUUCCUUACAUUCACAAUACUAAUGGGGUUAAAAAAGUUUAUAUUUAGAUUUUUGGAUUCAAUGAAGUCGCUUUAUGAGCAUAUUCAGGCCUGACAUUCAUGAUUACUUGGUGCUUUCAAUGUAGAGGAUAUGACUGACAGAAGCAUUACAAAUAAGUCAUACCAUACAUCAUGUAGUCCUUAAAGGAACUUGUAGAUUAAAUAGAAACAUGUGUUCUAAAUUCUGGUUUUCUUUAGCACAAAUAUGAUAAAUAUAUUAAACUGUUAUGUUUUAAUAAGAAAAUGAUUCAUUAAAAUGUUUAACUUUAAGCUGUGAGUAUAGUCUUUUGGAGACUUUUUUUAAAGACAAAAUGUUUUGUGUUUUUGUUUUUUAAAGUACCAGCUAAUCAAAAACGAUACAUUAUACAUUUCUCAAUAUUUCACUUGGCAUAUGCUUCAUACCUUGUUACAUUAUGUCAUACAACUAUCACAUUUAUGCUGUUUUAACAUUAUCAUUAUCAGGUACAGAAGUACAUGUAUAUGAAUAAUAGAAUGUACCAUAUAUACACAUACUUUCAAUUUGUUUUUAUCAUAUACUGAUGCUUGAAACAACUCAUUGGAUUGUGAUAACUUAUGUUGUUGUUGUUUUAUUUUGUGUAUUUUAUUUA